GCCCCGUCGCCGGUGUCAGUGGGGGGGAGCAAUCGUGCCCCGUCGCCGGUGUCAGUGGGGGGGAGCAAUCGUGCCCCGUCGCCGGUGUCAGUGGGGGGGAGCAAUCGUGCCCCGUCGCCGGUGUCAGUGGGGGGGAGCAAUCGUGCCCCGUCGCCGGUGUCAGUGGGGGGGAGCAAUCGUGCCCCGUCGCCGGUGUCAGGGGGGGACUGUACCCCAUCAUUGGUGUCAGUGGGGGGGGAGGAACAGUGCCCCAUCGGUGAUGUCAGUGGGGGGGGGAGGAACAGUGCCCCAUCGGUGAUGUCAGUGGGGGGGGAGGAACAGUGCCCCCAUCGGUGAUGUCAGUGGGGGGGGAGGAACAGUGCCCCAUCGGUGAUGUCAGUGGGGGGGAGGAACAGUGCCCCAUCGAUGGUGUCAGUGGGGGGAGGAAUAAUGCCCCAUCAUUAGUAUCAGUGACACCAAU
Molecule: messenger RNA, 460 nt
Organism: Staurois parvus
Lineage: Eukaryota; Metazoa; Chordata; Amphibia; Anura; Ranidae
Source: the annotation of a GenBank genome assembly